Hyphopichia burtonii NRRL Y-1933 is the source of this 1358-nucleotide messenger RNA. Its product is annotated as palmitoyltransferase. Gene Ontology annotation, molecular function: protein-cysteine S-palmitoyltransferase activity. Gene Ontology annotation, cellular component: Golgi apparatus; endoplasmic reticulum. Gene Ontology annotation, biological process: peptidyl-L-cysteine S-palmitoylation; protein targeting to membrane. The transcript has a single exon. Lineage: Eukaryota; Fungi; Ascomycota; Pichiomycetes; Serinales; Debaryomycetaceae. Bases 315 to 1325 code for a protein of 336 amino acids. The record is from RefSeq and is a predicted model, not a curated record.
GUGAUAUCAAGCAGUGUUGCAAAGUUAAAUUGACCCAGUUUAAAUAGUUGGUGAUGCUCAUAUCUCAUCCCAGAAUAAUCUUGAUACACAUGCCCUGGAUGAAUAGUCUAGAGAGUUUUUGUUGUGCGUUAUCAUCACUUUUCCCCAAAGUUUUCUGUACAUUUAUCCUCACCUGGUCUUUGUAUGCGUUGAUUCAUGAAGGCUGUUACAAUAAUAUAUACAUUUCAGAAAAACACCCGCUUCUAGCAUUUAUAUGUUCUGUCAUUGGCUUUGGACUUUAUGGAUUAUGUAUAUACGCAUACUAUAAGAUUAUAAUGGUUGGACCUGGAUCACCAAAUAAUUUCCAUGAAUUGAAGAUCAGAAAUUUAAGAUCCUUGAGUACAGGUAAUGAAGAUAGAAGUAUGAUAUCCAGCUCAUCAGGUGGAGGGCAUAAAGUCAAUUCAGCCAAUCCGUAUGAUUCUAUUCUCGAUACUUCAAGUACGGCUAAUACUAGUACAUCACUUCUUUCACAAGCAGAAGCAUUAGGCGAUGAUACUACCGCUGCUUCUUUGGAAGAGCCUGAAGAACCGCCUUCGCUGUAUAUGAAAAUUCAUACUUUGAAAAAUGAUUCGCAGUACAGGUAUUGUCCAAAAUGUCUGGUAUGGAAACCAGAUCGUUGCCAUCAUUGCUCGACCUGUAAUCAAUGCAUUUUGAGAAUGGACCAUCAUUGUCCUUGGUUUGCAUGUUGUAUUGGGUUCCAUAAUCAAAAGUUUUUCAUUCAGUUCUUGAGUUAUGUGACUAUCUAUAGUUUAUUUGCUGGCCUUGUCAGCUUCCUGUUAUUAUACAAGUUUUUUGCAUAUGAGGAAUACGAAAAUGAUUAUUUAUCACUACAAUUAAUUUUCCUAUUCAUAUUGGGAGUAACUUUUUUCCUAUCAGUUGGCUGUUUCGGAGGAUUCCUGGCUUACCUUGUUCUGAAAAACACCACCACCAUAGAAUUUCAGGAAAACAGAUGGAAUUAUAGAAAUAAGAACGGUGGUAGUUUCCGAUAUGAAUUUGAUAAUCAAGGUAAAAAGAAAGAGUUGGGGAAUAUCUUUGACUUGGGUACUAAAAGAAACAUGGAAAGUGUCAUGGGAACUACUUGGGCUUCCUGGUUACUACCAGUCAUUGUUACAUCCAAUUCAAUUUACGAUGCAAAUAACGGUCUUAACUAUGAAAUCAAUCAAGAAAUCUAUGACAAGUACUGUUAUAAUGCAAACUUACAAGAACAACUAAAUCAACAAUUAGCUGAUUACAAAAAGAGAGUUCGUAUGGAAAGGGAACUGUAUUCAGCAACUGAACAAGUUUAAUAGGGUCUGUAUUAUGUAAAUAUGAAACUGGUA